UUUCUUUGCCUCGUUUUUUCCUUGUUCAGAUUUGACUUUGCGUGACUAAUUUUUCUUCUAAAAAUGGUAUCUCCAGGUAUUCGUUACUCGAUGGACGUAUGCGCAGACGAAGUCAAGGCCCUGUCGGCGCUCAUGACGUUCAAAUGCGCUGUAGUCGACGUGCCUUUCGGCGGAGCCAAAGCCGGCAUCAAAAUCAAUCCCCGCGAAUAUUCCGAGGAAGAAUUGGAGAAAAUCACGCGUCGAUUCACCCUGGAAUUGGCCAAGAAGGGAUUCAUCGGACCGGGCAUCGACGUGCCGGCCCCGGACAUGGGCACUGGAGAGCGAGAAAUGUCUUGGAUCGCUGACACGUAUGCCAACACAGUCGGACACCUUGACAUCAACGCCCACGCGUGUGUCACAGGCAAACCCAUCAAUCAGGGUGGGAUUCACGGCAGAAUUUCCGCUACUGGACGAGGCGUGUUCCACGGGCUGGAGAACUUCAUUAUGGAGGCCUCGUACAUGAGCAUGAUUGGAACGACACCUGGUUGGGGCGAGAAAACAUUCAUUAUUCAGGGAUUCGGUAAUGUAGGCUUGCACACCAUGCGGUAUCUGCACAGAGCGGGCGCCACAUGUAUUGGAAUAGUGGAGCAUGACGGUGCCAUUUUUAAUCCUCACGGAAUCGAUCCUAAAGAGCUGGAGAACUACCACAUAGAGAACAAGACCAUCGUGGGCUUCCCUGCUGCUCAGGCGUACGAAGGUGGUCAGGAUCUCAUUUUUGAAAAGUGCGACAUCUUUGUGCCGGCUGCUAUUGAACAAGUCAUCACCAAGGACAACGCACAUAGGUUGCAGUGCAAGAUCAUUGCCGAAGCUGCCAACGGUCCGACGACUCCAGCAGCGGACAAAAUUUUGUUGGAAAAGAAUAUUCUCGUCAUUCCGGACAUGUAUGUGAAUGCUGGUGGUGUGACAGUCUCGUACUUUGAAUGGCUGAAGAAUCUGAAUCACGUUUCAUACGGGAGACUGACUUUCAAGUAUGAGAGAGAAUCAAACUACCACUUGCUGGGU
Molecule: messenger RNA, 1041 nt
Organism: Notodromas monacha
Lineage: Eukaryota; Metazoa; Arthropoda; Ostracoda; Podocopida; Cyprididae
Source: the annotation of a GenBank genome assembly